GCGCAUCCGUGAGAUUCAUGAAAGGAUGCUAAUAGAAUAGGUUUCACACCACACUAAAGCCAAUUAGUCCCUCUCUUCUCCCUUUCCUUUUCUCUAUCCAAUAAUAGAGCUUUAGAAGAAAGAAAGAAAGCCAUGCAAGCAUGUUCCUCCUCAGACGCUCCACUCUCCAAGAGGUUAGAUGGCAAAGUAGCACUCAUAACCGGCGGAGCCAGUGGCAUCGGUGAAGCCACCGCCAAGCUUUUCCUUCGCCACGGUGCCAAGGUCGUCAUCGCCGACAUCCAAGACAACCUCGGACACUCCCUAUGCCAAAGUCUCAAUUCCUCCGACAAAAACAACAACGACGACAUUUCCUAUGUUCACUGCGACGUCACCAACGACAAAGACGUCGAAACCGCCGUCAACGCUGCCGUCUCGCGACACGGCAAGCUCGACAUCCUCUUCAGCAACGCCGGCAUCACGGGCCGUUCCGACUGUUCUAACUCCAUCACGGCCAUCGACAGCGGUGACCUGAAGAGGGUCUUCGAGGUGAACGUCUUCGGUGCCUUCUACGCCGCCAAACACGCCGCUAAGGUCAUGAUUCCCAGAAAGAAAGGGAGCAUUGUUUUCACUGCUAGCAUCGCUUCUGUGUCGAAUGCGGGUUGGGCGCACCCGUACGCGGCGUCGAAGAACGCAGUGGUGGGUUUGAUGAAGAACCUGUGCGUGGAAUUGGGGAAACAUGGAAUCAGAGUUAACUGUGUUUCGCCCUAUGCGGUGGGGACUCCAAUGCUGACACGUGCGAUGAGGAUGGAGAAGGAGAAAGCAGAGGAGAUAUAUUUGGAGGCGGCGAACUUGAAGGGAGUGGUUUUAAAGGAAAAGGAUGUGGCAGAAGCAACUUUGUUUUUGGCUAGUGAUGAGUCAAAAUACGUGAGUGGAGUGAAUCUAGUUGUGGACGGAGGUUAUACUACCACCAAUUCUUCUUCCAAACAAGCUUUCACAAAGUUUUCUUUUAAUGUUUAAGCCCAAAUUGUAAGUUUCAAUUUCAGGGUUACUUCGACCAAAAGUUGUUCUGUUUUUAAUUUAAAAAAUAAUUAAGUGAAUGGUUUUUUGAGAAAGUAAA
This is a messenger RNA of Glycine soja, 1096 nucleotides long. Its product is annotated as secoisolariciresinol dehydrogenase-like. The transcript is spliced from 2 exons. Bases 133 to 996 code for a protein of 287 amino acids. The record is from RefSeq and is a predicted model, not a curated record. Gene Ontology annotation, molecular function: oxidoreductase activity. Lineage: Eukaryota; Viridiplantae; Streptophyta; Magnoliopsida; Fabales; Fabaceae.